Leptonychotes weddellii (Weddell seal) is the source of this 3924-nucleotide messenger RNA. The record is from RefSeq and is a predicted model, not a curated record. NCBI's taxonomy places the organism in Eukaryota, Metazoa, Chordata, Mammalia, Carnivora, Phocidae.
UCGAGUCUGUUACUGCGCAUGGUCGUAGGCGGCUGUAGCGUCUUCCAUCUCGCAGUGUUUGGACGUCGCUUCUGGAGGGAAAUUGCUUCCAAUUGGGCUUUGCUGUUAAAAUCCUGUGGCGAGGCAGGCUCACAUUGCAAGGCAAGGUGGUUUUUUCUCAGCAGAAGCGCCAGUAUUUUUCAAAGCGAGAUACUGGCAUCAGCAGCAUCAAAAAAAUACCGAGAUCUAAGGUAAAAAUGUGUAUUCGUUCCAAUUACAAGAAUUUCAGUAUGGGGUGAGGCUGGUGAGCUUGACGCGUACCGAGACGACCGUAACGCCUGCGUGCCCCUCCCCCUCCGGCCCGCUGGCGUCAGAACCGUUCAGAGCCGCCCGCCAGGCCCCGCCUCAGCCCCGCUGCUCCUCCCCUUCCCCCUCCCCGCGCCUCCCGCCGCAAUCUUGGCGGGAAGACGCCAGCUGCUAAGCCGCCGAAAGAUGUCGGGGUCGCGCGCGGGCAGUGAGGAGAAGGUGGGCUCCAGACAGCGACUCCAGAUGAAGGUGAAUGAAUAUAAAGAAAAUCAAAACAUCACUUGUGUAUCUCUGAGACCAGUACAGACUACAGUUUUAGGAAAAACACCUAAGGUUUAUCUUGUUCCCUUUUCACUCAGUAAUUACAAGCCAGACCAAAUUAAGCACUCCAAAUCCCUAUUGGAUAAGAAUUCUAACAAUGAAGUUGCAUGUAAGAAAUGUAAGGAGACUGAAAUAAGGAAAACUUGCAGAAGGAUUUUAACUCCAAGGAUGGAAGGCACGUCUUCCAAGGCAGAAUCUACUCUGCAAAAAUCAUCCUUAGAUGUUUAUACUGAAAGUAACAAGCGACAACACAAGAGCACUUCGGAUACAGUGAUUCUCAGUGUUGAUACGGAAAGCAGUCAGGAUCUAGACAGUGAUGAAGAUACCACACCAGGCCUGGAUGAAUUUUCAGGAUUGUCAUCGUACGAAAGGAAGAGACUGAAGAAUAUAUCAGAAAAUGCAAACUUUUUUGCUUCUCUUCAGUUGUCUGAGUCAGCUGCAAGGCUCCGUGAAAUGAUAAAGAAGAGGCAGCCUCCUGAAUCCAAAAGUGGAUGUAGAAGGUCAAUGAGAUUACUAAAAGUAGAUCCUUCAGGAGUGUCAUUACCAGCAACCCCAACUCAGCCGACAUUAAUAGCAGAUGAAAAUUUCCUCAGCUAUAAAGCCAAUUUAAGUGGCAUGGUCAUUAAUGAAGAUACUGUUCAUAAAGUUACCAAAGGCGCAAUAUUUUCUGUGGCUCUCCACCCAUCAGAAAUUAGAACUUUGGUGGCAGCUGGGGCCAAAUCUGGGCAAGUUGGACUUUGGGAUUUGACUCACCAAUCUAAAGAAGAUGGAGUUUAUGUUUUCCAACCCCACAGUCAGCCAGUUAGUUGUCUAUACUUCUCACCUGCGAAUCCGGCUCACAUACUGUCACUGAGCUAUGAUGGCACGUUACGCUGUGGGGAUUUUUCGAGGGCUAUUUUUGAAGAGGUAUAUAGAGAUGAAAGAAGUAGCUUUUCCUCUUUUGACUUCUUGGGAGAAGAUGCCUCCACUUUAAUAGUAGGACACUGGAAUGGAAAUAUAUCACUGGUAGAUAGACGGACAUCUGGAACUUCUUACGAGAAACUUAUCAAUUCUUCUUUGAGCAAAAUAAGAACUGUUCAUGUCCACCCAGUGCAUAGACAGUAUUUUAUCACUGCAGGAUUGAGGGAUAUUCAUAUUUAUGAUACAAGGCACCUGAAUCCCAGGAGAAGCCAGCCUUUGAUUUCUUUGACUGAACACACAAAGAGCAUCGCUUCUGCCUAUUUUUCACCUCUUACUGGUAACAGAGUAGUGACCACAUGUGCUGAUUGUAAGCUGAGAAUCUUUGACAGCAGCUGUAUAUCCUCUGAGAUUCCUCUGCUCACUACCAUCAGGCACAACACUAUCACUGGGCGAUGGCUGACCAGAUUCCAGGCUGUGUGGGACCCUAAACAAGAAGAUUGUGUCAUAGUUGGCAGCAUGGCUCAUCCACGACGGGUAGAAAUCUUCCAUGAGACAGGAAAGCAGGUGCAUUCUUUUUUUGGUGGAGAAUGCCUUGUCUCUGUGUGUUCCAUCAACACUAUGCACCCAACUCGGUAUAUUUUGGCUGGAGGUAAUUCCAGUGGGAAGAUACAUGUUUUUAUGAAUUAAGAAAGCUGCUGAGUGUUUGGUUUAGCAACACCAAUUUGUUCAAAUUAAUCAGUGUCUAAGGAGCCUAGUAAUUCAUGUGGCUUGGCCUGUUUUUAAUAUGUUCUAUUUAGUGAAUAUAAAAUUGCUUUAUUAAUAAGAACUGUGAGCAGAAUGUAUACAGUUACAUACUUAACAUGUUUAGUAAGGGAGAAGCCUUUUAAGUUGUUUCUUUAGGGUGGGGAAAGAAUUUGAGAGGAGGCUGUGAUGCCUUCAGCACUUUUAAUCAGGCAGUAUGUUGAGAAAUUCUGGCAUUAUAAAUUACAAAGCUUUGAUCAGUAUUAAAAGUUUUUUUGGUUUAAUGAUAUGGUUUUGAUUCUGUAGUGAUAUUUGGAUUUGUGGUUUAUUUCAUGGUUUGGAGUGAAUAUUUGUAGACUUACACACUGGAAGGGAUCCUGAAAGGUCAUCUAACUUAGUGAUUUUGGAACUUAAUUUUUUUAAUGGAGAACUCUUUUUUUUCCCCCCCUCCUGCCUUUAAAUUAAAAGUAAAAUCUUAAGAUAAUUGUUGAGGAGCCUUAGUUCACUUGGACAGGGGCCUGGGUCUUUGUGUGCUGACCCUUUUACCUCCUCUAGAUGGCUCCUGAAGCAUGAGCCAAGGAAUUGUAGGGCUUCUAGGAACAGGGUUUUGAUCUGCCUGACCCUUGUAAUCCAGUGUGAGAUUGCCUUCAGACCAGUGUUUUCCAGACUGUGGUUUGUAGCUAUUCACAUGAAAUCAGUGUAGCCAUGACCAGCCUUUAAAAAAAGGAAAAGGAAAGAAAUAGUAAAGAAUAAUAAAUGUAAUUAGAGUAAGUGUUGUUUUGUGAAACUUAGUAAUAUGUGCAUACAUAUAUGUAAGUGUAUAUGCAUAUGUAUAUUCUGAUGUAAAACAUAUGUCUUUAUUACUGUGGUACUACUGUGGGUCAUAGUUAAAGAAGUGAAAGCUCCUGCCUUAGAAGGUCCCAGACACCCUUUUCUGUCCCUGUCUUUAAACUCUCCAGAGGAGAUUCAUUAGCCUAUUAAGUGAAUACCUUCAUUCCUAAUUCAUACUGGGGGGAAAUGUUUUGAUAAACCACUUUUGGCAUUUUGUCAUAAACUUUUUUUUUUCCCCAGAAGUUAGGGCAAUGUGAAUGUGUUUGUUGUUGGAAGGGUAGCUUCUUAACUCAGUGACUAACAUUACCGUGUGAUAGCACCUAUCCGACUUUUUUCAUUGCUCUUCAUUGCCAAACUACUACUGAAAGACUAUUGUAAAUCGUUUUUGGCAAUAUGUUUGAAUUCUAAGAGGAAAUAUCUUCUCAAAUUAUAUAUCACAGAAAUAAAAUGACAUGUAUAAUUUCCUUCUCUGUAAUGAGAGGUUAAGUCUAAUUUUGAGGCCUAGUUUAUUAAGUAGGUUGUGAGUGUUUAUAAGUAACAAGAGUUCUCUAUUUUCUUGAUGAUAGGCGUAUAGGAAUUGGUAAGUGAAAUGGAACAUUAAUUUAUGAAAUGGAAAGUAAAGCUAAGUGAGGUUGACUUCUAUUAAACUGCCCUGGAGAUGGUAAAUGAAGCCUCUAGGCUUCCUUUCCCUUUUUGAUACCACUUCAGUUCACAGGUUCCAGGGUGGCAACUUCUGUGAGAACUCUUUUUUUUAACGAUAUUGAAAUUAGCACCAUCCUUUAAGCUUUGAAUACUUGGUCGUAAUUGCCUGGUUUCUGCAAUAAAUGUUAGCAUAUUCUUGAUGUU